CCAGGUAUACACCACGUGCAUACACGGUUGACAGUUGUCCAGGUUACAAAAACAACUUCAAGAUCAACAAGAACAACGAGGAAACAAGAAAAUAACACGUUGUAAUAAAAUUAACUUUUAUUCGACGUGUUUUCUGAUUGUUUCGAAUGGAUUUUGCCAGACGGCAACUAGAAAAAUAUGGCUGGAAAGAAGGCAAAGGACUGGGUAAAAGUGAAGAUGGAAUGUCCAGUGCUCUGAAGCCCGCUUUAAAAUUUGAUAAAACAGGAGUAGGACAUGAGGUUGGCAAAGAUUUCACCAACAAAUGGUGGGAAAAUGUCUAUGACAAUGCUGCUAAAAACAUUGAGGUUGUGAAAGGAGAAAAAGAAGUACAAGUUAAAAGACUUGACAAUGCAGACGAAGUGGAAAUCACCACCAAAGACUAUUCUGUUAGGGAUUUCAAGCAGAAGAACGGCUCAAUGGAAUAUGGGACAUUCCUCAAGACAUCCAUUUUAACUGAAGAAGGGAUGGUUAAGUAUGAUAAUGUUCAUGCACCUGAUGAGAGUGAAAAGUUUCCAGUUAAACAAUUAUCAGAUGAAGACUUGUUUGCCAUUUGUGGUGGAAGAACAGCACAUAAGGGUGCAAGACAUGGUUUAAAAUUAUCAGGAAAACUAUCACGCAUUGAAAAACAAGAAAAAAUGCUCCUCAAAAAGAUGCAGAAAGUCCACUUGAAUGAGGAACAAUCACCAGAGAUUACCACGUGCAAAAAGAAGUUAAAAAAGCUUCGCAAACUCUCAGAAUCCUUGAUGGAAACCACAGGUCACGAGGAUAAAGUUGAAGCGUCCACAUCUUCCAAGAUAUCGCAAAAAACUGAGACCAAAAAGAAGAAAAGAAAGAAAUCGGUCUCAUUCAGUGAGACUGUGCUUGAAUACACCGUGCAGGAACCACCAGACAAUGAUAAUCCUCAAGGAAGUUCAUCAUCGACCGAAACAGUCGAGAUCCAUCAUCGUAAUUUAUCCGAUAAACACGACGACGAUCCAGUGACGACAGACGAAGGCAUCGAACAGGACUGCGAUGUCAAAACUCAAGAUUGUGGGCAGGAAUGCUUCUCCGAGAUGCAACACCGCAACAGAAAAGGCAAGAAAAAGAAGAAGAAAAAGUCUGUGGAAAUAGUCGAGAUCAUCGAAGAAGUCGCCGAGACCAAGAAAAAGAAACGCGAUAGAAAAGACGGUCAUGAUAUCGAUGGUGUAGGUAAAAUUAAAAAGAAGAAAUAUCAGCACAAAGAAGUUGAUGGUAUUGGGUCCACUCUGGAAGACCUGCAAAUCUCCGAGUAAAUAAAUACAAUAUUAGCCGAAUUUUCUUGUUGAAGUUGUGAAUAAAAUUUUCUAUCACGUUCAGAUCUACAAAA
Molecule: messenger RNA, 1384 nt
Organism: Dalotia coriaria
Lineage: Eukaryota; Metazoa; Arthropoda; Insecta; Coleoptera; Staphylinidae
Product: G patch domain-containing protein 4
Exons: 4
Coding region: 147-1310 (387 amino acids)
Cellular component (GO): nucleolus
Molecular function (GO): nucleic acid binding
Source: RefSeq, a predicted model, not a curated record